Xyrauchen texanus (razorback sucker) is the source of this 2308-nucleotide messenger RNA. RefSeq lists its product as uncharacterized. Lineage: Eukaryota; Metazoa; Chordata; Actinopteri; Cypriniformes; Catostomidae. Gene Ontology annotation, cellular component: nucleus. The transcript has 2 exons. Gene Ontology annotation, biological process: circadian rhythm; regulation of DNA-templated transcription. Gene Ontology annotation, molecular function: DNA binding; DNA-binding transcription factor activity. The record is from RefSeq and is a predicted model, not a curated record. Bases 83 to 1138 code for a protein of 351 amino acids.
CUGAGAGUUUACUUUUUAGAUGAUGUCCUUUAAUCCACUUUAAGCAUUAUUUUAGCAUAAUUCCUGUUGCAGCGGUGUAUGAAUGAUGACUAACAUGAGAGGUCCAGAACAUCUAGCAGAGAUUUGUCUUCCCUCCUCCACGGGUGAGAUCUCAACAAGCAAAGACGAACCUGCAAAUCAAAGGGGGCAACUACCCGUAACUGGCUCGUCAAUAUUGGCUAGGCGACUGUACCGCCUCCAGUCAUGCCGCAAUCCGCUCAUUCCUAGCAGACGUCGAAAGCGCGAGAUGACUCCUGCUGAGAGGAAAGACGCCUCCUAUUGGGACAAGCGCCGGAAAAACAAUGAGGCUGCCAAGCGUUCCCGAGAGAAGCGUCGAUUGAAUGAAUUCAUGCUAGAAGGUCAGCUCCUGGCACUAAGCGAGGAGAAUGCUCAGCUCAGAGCGGAAGUGUUGAGUCUGCAGAAUCAAAUUGGACGAGGUCUGGAUCCCAGUCAUCUAGUGAUGCCCUUCCACUAUUCCAUUCCAUCCCACCUAAAGCCUUCCCUGUUUGGUUUGGCAGCUAGCAAUGCUUCCCUUCCAGCAGAUGAGCCAGAGCUGUACCACUUUUGGCCACAGAACGGGUCUAGCUCUGGUCUACCCGGUAGCUCCUCUCCAUUCAUGUGCCCCUUGAGAAUGCCACCAAAAUGUGUCAACGUACCUUCACAGAUGAAUCACCCAGAUGACAAGCUGUUAGACCAGUCCAUUCCCAAUACUGACUCAGUGGAGCAGGAUCAGGCAGUUCACACACAAGUCUCCUCCAGCAAUGACCCACAGAGCCACUCACAACUGUUCCCAGCCCAGAGAGCAGCUGCGACUUCACAUUCUCCCUCGUUGCCCCCUUCUCAUCUGGCCCAAAGCUGGCUACUGCCCGGGCUGAGCUACUCCACCACCCAGCACAACAACCUAUUACCCUGGGGCUCAUCAUCCCUUCACCCAUCUCCCCUUCGUCCCAGCUGGCCCUUGUCCUUCCCUUUGUCCUCAAGAGAUCCAGAUGGAUCUCAAAAUGGAGCAAGAUCCCUCUGGAACUUCAACAGCAGGUUCAGCAUGCUGUCUGCAGAAAUCGCACAGCUCAGAAGAAUAUUAAGCACAGAGAACUCUUAAUGUGAACAGCUUUUCAUUGUGCUAAUAGACUGCUUCAAUUAGACGUAGUGAGGAGCUAUUUUGGGUGCUUAAUGUUUGAGUAGAAAAAAAUACAUAAGCAAUAGCUAUGCCCGAAGUGCUGGUAAACCUUAAUUCAAGGAAUAUGACUAAACUGGGAAAUAUUUUUUAAAUGUGUAGUAAGAUAGUUGGCUCUGAUCUAAAUACUAAUAUAGCGUAAGUCUAUGUGACUAGAGGGACAAGAAAGGCCCGGAUAAUCCUUUCUGACCUAGUCAUCCUUUGUCCACUGAGUCCAUUUGGUCGAAGAUACAAUCUUCCUCGGGGUAAAACCAACAAAUAUAAGUACUCUUUUAUUCUGACAGUUAUCACUUUUAUAAAUGGCUCAUUUUAAUACUCCUUUGUAUUGUUAAUUGUCUUUUGAGUUGUUGCCAUCGAGGACGAUAAAGAUUUAAAGUACCUAAAUUAAGAAAUAACUUGGAUCAUUUUAAAAUGUCUAUGCUUUAAUUGCAUAAAAUUGCAUUAAAAAUUGCGCCGUUAAUAAAAGCAAUAAAUGAUUUUGCAUUCACUCUAUGUAAAUCUGAUUCCAUUUUGGGAAAGAAAAAGAUAUUCUGACUGACACGUGAUUAAGUGAUCAUUGAUUGACGCAAUUGGUAUUCCCCUCCGUCGUGAAAUACCGGUUGCAAGAACAAUUACAUUAAAAACAUAGUCACAUUUUCACUGAACCCAUUACGUGUUUGUAAUGUACCACAUAAAGAAAGAAAAAAGAAAAAAGAAACAAUAAGGGAAGAAUGAUGUGGGUGCUGAAACACACAAGCAUUGAAGUAAACUGCGACUGAACUGAAGUAAACUUGAUUUAUUGAUAUCCUGUGUUUAUUAAUUGACCCUAUGUAUGCAUAUAUAUGUACACACUACCGGUGAAAAGUUUUAAAACACUUGCUCAUUCUUUAUUGUCAUUUUUAUUUUUUUUCUCCACAUUUUAGAAUUAUAGUGAAGUCAUCAAAACUAUGGAAUAACAUAUUUUUGUCUACAAAACUAAUUUCAAACAUUUAAGCAUACGUCUUCAGAUCAAAAGAUUUGUAAUAUCAUGAGAAAUAUUUCAGUGACGUGUUUCAAAACUUUUGACCGGUAGUGUAAAUGUGCUAUCGUGCUUUGGACCAUGUAGGCUGUUGAAAG